This is a messenger RNA of Coregonus clupeaformis (lake whitefish), 3526 nucleotides long. RefSeq names its product mitogen-activated protein kinase 14A. Gene Ontology annotation, cellular component: nucleus; cytoplasm. NCBI's taxonomy places the organism in Eukaryota, Metazoa, Chordata, Actinopteri, Salmoniformes, Salmonidae. Gene Ontology annotation, biological process: intracellular signal transduction; protein phosphorylation. The transcript is spliced from 12 exons. The record is from RefSeq and is a predicted model, not a curated record. Bases 266 to 1351 code for a protein of 361 amino acids. Gene Ontology annotation, molecular function: ATP binding; MAP kinase activity.
GGCGCACACUAAAAUGGGCGCGCCGGGAGCCUGAACGCAAAUGGAGUAGCUUGGAACGCUUUCUCAACAAACUCGUUCCGUCCCAAAACGUGCAUCAUUUCAAGAUUUAUGCAUCUCGCUCACAACGAACUGGCUAGAUAGAGGUUACAGCAUUUUCUUCAACUAGUUAGCGAACUUACUUUAGUUGCACGAAUCUAGCUGCUGCCACCUUUGGCCAAGAAAAAGGAGAAGUCACAACUUGCAGUUUGAGGGUUGUUCUGCGGGAAUGUCGCAGAAAGAAAGACCUAAGUUUUAUCGGCAGGAGGUGACCAAGACGAUUUGGGAGGUACCAGAACGCUACCAGACCUUGUCUCCAGUCGGGUUCGGGGCCUACGGAUCAGUUUGCUCGUCGUACGAUCAGAAGACAGGUCUGAAGAUCGCUGUGAAGAAGCUCUCCCGGCCUUUCCAGUCCAUUAUCCACGCCAAGAGAACCUACAGAGAGCUGCGGCUGCUCAAGCACAUGAAACAUGAGAAUGUGAUCGGUCUUCUAGAUGUUUUCACACCUGCUACUAGUCUGGAGGAGUUCAAUGACGUGUACCUGGUGACCCACCUGAUGGGAGCGGACCUCAACAACAUAGUCAAGUGUCAGAAGCUGACAGACGACCAUGUACAGUUCCUCAUAUACCAGAUCCUCCGGGGGUUAAAGUAUAUCCACUCAGCAGAUAUCAUUCACAGAGACCUGAAACCCAGCAACCUGGCUGUGAAUGAGGACUGUGAGCUGAAGAUUCUGGACUUUGGGUUGGCACGGCACACUGAAGAUGAGAUGACUGGUUACGUUGCCACUCGCUGGUACAGGGCCCCAGAGAUCAUGCUGAACUGGAUGCAUUACAACAUGACAGUGGAUAUUUGGUCUGUGGGAUGCAUCAUGGCUGAACUCCUCACUGGCAGAACGCUGUUUCCCGGUACUGACCAUAUAAACCAGCUUCAGCAGAUAAUGUGUCUGACUGGAACGCCCCCAGCCUCUCUAAUAAGCAGGAUGCCAAGCCACGAGGCAAGGAACUACAUCAACUCCUUGCCUCCGAUGCCUAAGAGGAAUUUUUCUGACGUGUUCAUCGGCGCCAACCCACAAGCUGUGGACCUGCUGGAGAAGAUGUUGGUUCUGGACACCGAUAAGAGGAUCACGGCUGCCCAGGCUCUGGCCCACCCCUACUUCUCCCAGUACCAUGACCCAGACGACGAACCCGAGGCUGACCCCUACGACCAGAGCUUUGAGAGCCGCUUGCUUGAGAUCGAGGAAUGGAAACGGCUGACCUUUGAGGCAGUGUGUGAUUUUGAACCACCCAUCUUCGAUGGAAACGACAUGGAAUCGUGAUUGGGCGAUGUGAUUUCUACUAGCCCCUCCCCCGUCACCCCCACAACUCUAUCACUGAGGUUCCCUCUUAUCAUACGACCUUUUGGAAAAACAAUAUCAUAAUCUGAGUGCCUACAAACGUUUGUCUAUUGUUAGUUAUAUUUCUUAAGCUCGCACUCUCUCUCCCACCAUUUUGACUCAGUAAGGUGUUGCCAGGGAAACGUUACAAAAAUAGCCUGGUCCCAGAUUCGUUGGUGCUGUGGCAUGACAAUGGCCAUGGGAGUUGGCUGUACAGCCCAAACAGAUAUGGGACCAGGCUAGACCUACAAUGGAGGAUAGGAGAGCGUCAUUUUAAGAGCUGUUAAGUCGGUGUUAACUAAUACUGAUUGUAUGUGUCUACUGCAGUGUGUUUUCAAUGGAGAAACGGAGGCAAGCAGAAACCAACCACUAAUAUCAUUAUUGGUCCAUUUCUGAAACAUGUCAUGCUUCUUUUAUUGUCUCUACAUGUGCAUCCGAAAUGGCACCCUAUUACCUAUUUAGUGCACUACUUUUGACCAGGGCUCUAUAUAGGGAAUAGGGUGCCAUUUGGAAUAAAGCCUAUAUUUGAACUCGUUUUGUAUUCCUCCUUCAGAAGUUGUUGUUAUUAUUAUGAAACUGUUGCUCACCACUGUAUUCUAUUUGCUCACCACUGUAUUCUAUUUGCUCACCACUGUAUUCUAUUUGCUCACCACUGUAUUCUAUUUGCUCACCACUAUGAUAUUCAAAAGAAAUGAGAUGCUGAAUUGAAACGUCCAGGAAAAUGUGUUCUGAUUUGAAUCAUUUUAAUGUUGUGUAUCAUCUGAAAUGUGGAAUAAUGCGUCUGUCACUCGCACUCUGCCAAUCUACCAAUCACAGCGUUUGCGUCACAGACUCCCAGGCUUUGUUUUCCUGUCAAUCACAGCGUUAGUGUCAGACUCCCAGGCGCUUCAGAAACCGUUGAUGGAUCUGCUUUACUGGAUAUGUUAUAUGACGUAGGUUGUGUCCCUAAUGGCACAUUACUGCCUAUAUAGUGCAGUACUAAAUGCGGAAAACACACAUUUCAGUUGAAUGCAUUCAGUUGUACAACUGACAAGGUAUCCCUCUCCUUCCUUUUGACCAGGGCCCAUAGGCUUAUGGUCAAAAGUAGUGCACUAUAUAGGGAGACAUUUGGGACAGACACAAAGGAGAUUUGUUCUAUUCUUCAACAUUGUUAUGAAUUUAAGAAAUUGUUUUAAUCUACCACAUUGCAGAUUCAUCCCCCCCCUUUCGGUUACUGGCCCAACGCUCUUAACCGCUAGGCUACCUGCCGCCCAUUUAGUGCUCACAAACCGUAAAAUCAUUAUUCAGUUCAUUGAAUACCCACAUGAUGUAAUUCUGGCAGAUUCAGACAAUUUGUUGUUUAAUAAAUGUCUUUAUUAUAAGUGGCUUCCUCUCGUCCUCUCAUCUCCUUGAUCUGCACUGAGGUGAAGGAGCUGGACAGGGGUCAACCAUAUUGCUUUUCAGAACAGAACUGUGCAGAUGAAGGACAGAAUGGAAGGAAGCCACUGUAGACUAUUGAGAUACAGCCCCAGUCAGAAUAAAUAACCAUGAUAGCCCCAGGACUAGCCUGGUUGAACCAGAUUGAAUGCUGCGCUCCAUUGAACAGAGAAUUCAAUCUGAUUUUAGCCACUUUCCCUAUUUACACUUUGAAACCAGAUGGAGUUGAUAUGAGCCACUGUGGGUUGUCAAUGAAUGUGCCAAUCAAUGUGGCAUUAAGUCAACUCAGAAAAAUAUGUAUUUUUGGGUACCAAAUCAACUCAAAUGUAUGUAAAUAUCUGUUCUAUAUUUUAUUUUUUAAUCUUCAUGAUUUAUCUUUUGUUGUUUAUCGAAUUUAAACAAUCUUCAUUAUCAGCAUGUUCGUCAUUUGUGUGUGUGUGUGUGUUUUGAAUACGUGUUAACAGGAGUUUGGCGUGUCACGCUUAAAGCCGCAAAAUAGACAAAUUAAAUUGAUGUCAAAUAAAUGAGGGAAUUGCUUAGAUAUAUUUAUACUUUGAGGUGGUAUUUAAACUGGAGAGAGAUACUGUUGUUUAUUUCAGCAAAGCCCCAUAGAAGACUGACAUCUAAGAGUAUUUACAGCAGAGUAACUAUUAGUAUAAUUAAUGCCUUUGUUUAUAAAGAAAUAAAGACAGUUAUUUUUAA